This is a messenger RNA of Ixodes scapularis (black-legged tick), 2609 nucleotides long. Its product is annotated as neuropeptide SIFamide receptor. The record is from RefSeq and is a predicted model, not a curated record. Gene Ontology annotation, biological process: G protein-coupled receptor signaling pathway. Lineage: Eukaryota; Metazoa; Arthropoda; Arachnida; Ixodida; Ixodidae. The transcript is spliced from 4 exons. Gene Ontology annotation, cellular component: membrane. Gene Ontology annotation, molecular function: neuropeptide Y receptor activity; peptide binding. Bases 1063 to 2364 code for a protein of 433 amino acids.
AGUUGUGUCCCGCGCGUUCUCGCGCGCCAGUCAGUCGUCGGUCCCAGACGGACACGUGCCCCAGCCUAGCUGCUUCGUGGCCCAGACAAGCGCUGGAUAACGGCAAGGACGUCGACGACGAAGAGCUCGCUACGUCAGUUCCGGUCGCCUAUUUAUUUGUAUUCCUACCAACCUUCACUCACCUUUGCACACAAAAACAGUUUUGCGUUCUUGUUAGUUUUUUUGUUUUUUUUUCUCCUUUCGUCCGACACGUCCUUCUUGUUGAGUGAUUUGGCCGCUUUGUCUGCGCUGGGUGACACCGGAGAGACGGCAGGUAAAGCUGGGACAGUCCCUUGCUCUUAAGUCUUAGCUCUCAGAAGCCCGUAUCACGGAGCGAGGGAUAGUUUUCCUGGUAAACAGGUAUCCUUAGCUUAACUGGACUUCUUUCGCUGGUCAAAUUUCGACAAGGAUUACAAUAUAACGCUCCUGUCUUCAUGUAUGCAAUUUUAAGCUCGUCCCAGACAAAUGGACAUGGAUUCCAGAUAAUAUGAGAUAAGACCGGUUGCUCUGCUUGCAAGCCUGUGUUUUUGUUUAGUUUUUGCUUCACAGGUAAAGUUCCUGACGCUAGAGAGAAUGAUAGCUAUAUUUUACGCUUAGGAAGCUUACAAAACGCAGUCAAAUCUAAAAACUAAGGAGCGAGCUUUUUUUUUUUUCCUUUUUCUUAGGCAACCACGUUGGGCAAUUCGUUGUUUUCUCAAAGAAAAUACUUCAUCCGAGGAUAAGGGACGUUCCCAACGGCACCGAUUAAUCUGUGAGUGGUGUUGCUAAGAUAUUUCAGCACUAGUUCUCAGGGUACGUGUAAGUGUCUUUAAUUUUUUUAUCACCAGGCCACAAGGCAGAACUUGUACCCUUCUUAGUAUAGGACUGGAGUCAGUUCCAUACCCGACAUCUUUCAAAUAUAUCACUCACGCACCAUAGCGAACGUCAAGAGACAGUGGCAGCCAUCUGCAACUUUGUCAACGGACACGGAGUACCAGCUCUAGCUAUGGCGAUCCUUUGGCCCUGACACAAGCUGUCACUGCCAUGAUGCGUACCAGACCGCCGGCGAUGCUGGGGUCAAGCCUGCUGAACGCCGACAACGUCACGCUACGUUGGGGAGACACCCAGACCGACGACACGUCCCAGUCAGAGACCGCGAAUGCGGUGCAAGACAAUGGGUCCUGGAACGCGAGCGAUUACGAUCUCUACUCGAUUCCGUCAGACCUCUGGAUGCGCUACUCGCCGGGCAUCGUGGCUGUGUUCUGCCUCGCCUACUCGGUGGUGUUUGUGAUGGGUUUGCUGGGAAACAGCUUUGUCGUGGCGGUGGUGGCCAGGUCGCCACGGAUGAGAACGGUGACCAACUACUUCAUCGUUAACCUGGCCAUGGCCGACAUUCUCGUGGUGGUGUUCUGCAUACCGGCCACGCUCGUCAGCAACAUAUUCGUUCCUUGGGUACUUGGAUGGUUCAUGUGCAAGACGAUGUCGUAUCUUCAAGGUGUUGCUGUCAGUGCCUCUAUCAACACACUCGUCGCAAUUUCAAUGGACAGGUGCCUGGCCAUCUGCUACCCGCUCAAGUGCCAGCUUUCGACGCGCAGCGUACGCAAGAUCCUCGUGAUCAUUUGGACUUUUUCAAUCGCCAUCACAUUUCCCUGGGCACUAUACUUCACGUUGCAGCCACUACACCCCAGUAUCCCGGGCAUCAGCCUGUGCGUGGAGCAGUGGCCAGACGAGACAUCGUCCACCCUCUACUUCAUACUCGCCCACCUGGUUCUCUGCUACCUGUUUCCCUUGCUUCUCAUCAUCGUCUGCUAUUCCUGCAUCUGGGUCAAGGUCUGGCGCCGCAGCAUCCCCGGGGAGUCCAAGCACACCGAAAUCAUGGUGCAGAAGUCUAAGCUCAAAGUGGUCAAGAUGAUGUUUGUGGUGGUUGUCAUUUUUGUGAUCUCCUGGUUACCGCUCUACAUAAUUUUUACGAGGAUCAAGCUGGACAGCCCACCCGAAGAAGGCAGCGUCGAGUGGAACCUCAUGCUGAUUCUGACACCGGUGGCGCAAUGGCUGGGCGCGUCCAACAGUUGCAUCAAUCCGGUGUUGUACGCCUACUUCAACCAGAAGUUUCGCAAGGGCUUUCUGGCCAUCAUCAAGAGCAGGUCUUGUUGCGGAACGCUGCGGGAGCCCAGCUACUCUGUCCGGGGUACCACGCUGCGCUCUGGAAAUACCCGCGGGCUUUCAAGGUCCGAAAAUCUGGAGUAUGUAGAGCAUCCAAGGGCCCACUCGAAAGCAGGUACUUUGCUAAUCAACGGUGGUCCCGAUGCUCAAGCAACCAACGUUAAAGCCCCCCUGGUAGCCUAAACUGUAUCUCGGUAGUCAUUUCCUGUCGUGCUAGCUUUCUACGGGCACCACAGCCUUUUAUGACGCCUGUAAUUGUACAAAUAGAACGUGAAAGGAACUCUUCGUAGUGGAAAAGACAGCCAUGGAGUGUGUCUGUGCGAGUCUGCAUUAACUGUUAUCUAUUGUUUUGUACUUACCCCCUGAACUGUGUGUCACGAAUGUAUGCCUUUCAACAUGAGAUUAAUAAAAAAGGAAGUAUGCUCAUC